Mollisia scopiformis is the source of this 1690-nucleotide messenger RNA. RefSeq names its product MFS sugar transporter-like protein. The record is from RefSeq and is a predicted model, not a curated record. Gene Ontology annotation, biological process: carbohydrate transport; transmembrane transport. Gene Ontology annotation, cellular component: membrane. NCBI's taxonomy places the organism in Eukaryota, Fungi, Ascomycota, Leotiomycetes, Helotiales, Mollisiaceae. Gene Ontology annotation, molecular function: carbohydrate:proton symporter activity. Bases 72 to 1628 code for a protein of 518 amino acids. The transcript has 5 exons.
AUUCGUUUCGUCAAGUUCAGUUUGUUUCUUCGUACUUUGCUUGAGUAUCAAGUUGUUAACAAUUCUGCACAAUGGGUUUCUUCCAGAGAUUUCUGCCUCCCAAUGAUCGCUAUGCAGCUCUUAUGCUCUAUGGCAUGGUCUUCAGUACCUGCUUUAAUGGUUACGACGCUGGAAUCAUGACAGUAAUUCUAGCGGAUCCUCAAUUCAGAGCCUACUACGCAGUCAAUGCUACCAAGCAGGGUGUUAUUGCGACUAUUCCAUGGGCCACAACCGGGUUUGCUCAACUGAUCGUCGGUGGUUCCCUCGCGAAUUGGAUUGGACGACUGUGGGCCUUGAGGAUAUCUAUUGCCGUCAUGAUUGUUGGAGUUGUUAUUCAGGUCGUACCCAAUACUUAUGGCGUCCUUAUCUUAGGCCGUCUCACAGCUGGUCUUGGCUUUGGUUGCGUAUACAUUGCUACCAGUUUAUAUGUUGCCGAAUGCGCCCCAAGAUCUUUACGAGGAAGCUUCGUCGGAACAGUGACACAAUUCGGAUACCAACUUGGAACAUUUAUCGCUUUUUGGGCUGGAUAUGGCAUGUCUUUCCACAGCUCGCCGUACAACAUCGCUUGGAGAGUAUCCAACAUCAUUCAAAUCCCGAUUGGAAUAACAUUCGUCUGUAUUUCGUUCUUCUACAUUGAGUCUCCGAGAUGGCUUUUGGAGAAGAACCCCGACUCGCCAGAAUUAUGUCUUGCUUCUCUUGCGAAGCUUAGAUCGGGAACGAUUAACGACGAGCAUGUUCGGCUUGAAUUCCAUGAACUUGUCGCUUCUCACGAAUACCGGAAGCGCUUCAACACAGGAUAUUGGGGAAUCUUUUCAAGCGCGGGAAUGAGAAAGAGACUUGCCUACGGCGUCUACGCUAUGGCGUUGCAACAAUUUGGUGGUAUUGCUGCCCUGACCAUGUACGCCGCGUUAAUCUACGAAUCCUUGGGAUGGAACGCUGGUCACCAAGCACUCGCCAUCAACGGUAUACAAGCCGCACUACAGCUUGUUAUCGUUCUUGUGAACACAUUCACCGUUGAUCGAUUUGGCCGAAAGCCUCUCCUCAUUGCAGGAUUCACGAUCCAGUCCUUGGCACUUCUCAUAUUAUCCUCGCUUACCACAACCUACCCUGAUAAUACAAACCGAGCUGCUUGUGUUGCCGAAGUCGCUAUGCUCUUCAUUGUUGGUUUGACAUAUUGUUGGUCUAACGGUCCCAUCACGCCUGCUAUUGCUUCAGAGAUCUUCCCUCAGGAAGUCCGUGAUAAAGCCUUCGGUCUCUCCCUGCUUGGACAGACUGUUUGCCUUCUUGCUUUGACCCAGCCAUGGCCGAGAUUCAACCAAGAGGUUGGAGCUAAAAGCUACUGGCUCUUGUUCGGUCUCAAUGUUGUUGCAUUGAUCUCCGUGAUUUUUAUUCUACCAGAGACCAAGGGAAUCUCACUCGAGCGUAUGGAUAAAUUGUUUGGUGAAGUUGAUGCUGUUGCAGCGGGCGAGGAAAGUACUUCUGCUGAAAAGAUUGAGGCUAUAACGUACAGCGGUGGAGAUGUCAAAACCGCCGUGACAGAUCAUGUUGAGGACCACUCUCAAGCCGCUGCAAGAAAGGACGAGCUUUGAACUAGCUUUGAGAUCUAAGUAUAGCAAACAGGAGCUAUAUCAGCAUUUCGUAGUCAGAUCAG